Pelagomonas calceolata is the source of this 1995-nucleotide messenger RNA. NCBI's taxonomy places the organism in Eukaryota, Pelagophyceae, Pelagomonadales, Pelagomonadaceae. The record is from the annotation of a GenBank genome assembly.
AUGGCAGAGGACUUCCCGGACGUGUGGACCCUGGCGGGGUGGCAUGGACCGCCGCCGGAGGUAAAAGACGCGCUGUGGGCGGCGUGGCCGGAGAACAGCUUCUCGCGCAAGAUGCGCUGGCACGAGGCCUUCCUUUCGCAGAUCCCGUUUGAAGACGAGGAGAGAGGCAUCGUGGUCGAAGUGCUGUGGCCCGGCGGAGGUCUCGCGAACUGGGUGCCGCUGGCGCACAUCAAACCGCGCGGCGGCCUGGGCGAGACUGCGCAAACGGCGAUGGCACGUUUUGGGCCGCCGGCGCCCGAGCCUGAUUGCUACGUGCGACUGCCCGGUGGACCGGACUCGCCGCCGCCGAAACGGGCGCGGGUGGACGAGGCCGCGCCCGCGCCGGCUCCGCCGCGACGGCCGCCGCGGGCCGCAGCGCCGCGAUCACCGCCUCCACAGCCUGCAGCGCGACAACUACCAGUCGCCGCGCCGCGAGCACCAGCCGACGUGCCGCCGCCGCCGCGACGACCAGCCGCAGCGCCCGUGCCGCCGCGAGCACCAGCCGCUGCGCCGCGGCAACCACCGGCCGCCGCGGCGCGGCCGCCGGCCGUCGCGCCCACGGCGCCGCCUCAGCGAGCACCGCCGGUCGUGAGACCCGCGCCGCCGCGGCCGCCCGCACAGGAUAUCCAGGAGUUCUUCGUCGAAAGGCAGGAAGACGUCGAGCGCCUCGGCGAAGGCGCGGGUGGCGCGCUCAUGCCCCACGAAAUCGAGGACCUGCCCACUGUGCCGUCGGAAGGCCAGUACGACGUGUACUACCUCGGCGACGAACCCGGCCAAGCCAAGCCACUCGUCCGCUUCGCGCCCAUCAUACCCAAUUCCGGGUUACAUCGGUGCGCGGCCCGCAUCGCGCGACUCACGGUCGGGCGGAUGUGGCUCACGGACCCGACGCCACGGGGACACGACGGUGGCGCCUCGGAAUACCGGAUGGUCGGUUUCAGCCGCGUUAACCGGAAAGACGGAGUGGGCGAGGGCGUCACCUUCUACGGUCCCCUGCGAAACGCAUUGGGCCGAGACGGCUCCAGCCCGAACAAUCGCCACUUCCACAGAGAGAUCGAGUUGCGGCUCGACAGAGCGCGCGCGGACAUGGCGGCCGAGAUCGAGAAGGUUUGGCCCGACGAUGUCGGCGCCGAGCUCGACACAGUCUCUCAGCUCCGCGCCACGGUCGAGUACGAGGGCCAGCGCGCGCCCACGGCCAUGAGCUGCACGUUCGCGCUCAUAAAUAAAUGGCACCGCGACACGGGGGACGAAAGGGACACCGACGAGCUCGCCUGUACCACGGUCGUCACCCUCGACCUCGCGACCGUCGGCGACCUCGAGGCGCCGCCGGAGCUGCCGCGCCGCGGCAAACGGCAGGAGCGCGGCCAGGCGCCCUCCGAGUCCCAGUUCUACGCUUUUUUGCGGAAGGCCUGGAACGCGCACCUCGGCACACACGUUCUCGCGUACCCGCCGCCGCCUGCCGGAACCGUGGGAGGGCCGAUGUGGAACUUCGUGGUCGGCCGCGCCGUCCGCUUGAACCUAGGCGGCACCGGCGUCGGCGCGGCGGUACGCUUCCGGGCCGCCGAGACGUGGCACUCGACGGUCCACGACGCCCCGGCCUCGCGCGCGCGGUGCCUUUGCGGCAUGGGCUUCUACAACAAGGCCUCGAUUGUGGGACCGCUCUGGUACCGCCUGGACACGUUGAUGCGGGAGGUGAUCGCUCGGGCCAGCUUGCCCGUCGACGACCUCGCCGCCUACGGUUCGAACGCCUACGAGUUUGACACGGUCGAGGACCGCUACUUGGAGGCCUUGCACGCGUUGGAUAGGGAGCCGGGCACGCAUCCGCGCGACGCGCUCGCGCGCCUCGAUCGGGGCGGCGCGGCGCCCGAGGAGCCGGCGGAGCCCCCCGAACGCGUCUACGACGACGCCGAGGACGCCGUCGACGAUAUGGGGUUCGACUCGGAUGGUCUCAUUGAGUAA